Molecule: messenger RNA, 5382 nt
Organism: Brassica rapa (field mustard)
Lineage: Eukaryota; Viridiplantae; Streptophyta; Magnoliopsida; Brassicales; Brassicaceae
Product: putative nuclease HARBI1
Source: RefSeq, a predicted model, not a curated record
AGCGCGGGUCAAAAUCUAGUAAAUUCUUAUAAAGAUGGGUCCUACAGUAGGAUUCCUACUUCACGUGGUUACGGGCCCCACCGCCACGUAAGCUUACUGGUUGAUAGCUUCUCGUAAAAUCUCUUGUAAUCUCCUCUCAACCAAUCAUAAGCAGAAGCCCACGUGGGAUAAUCGGACCCAUCACGAGCCCACUGUUACAAGUCAGCACCCAGCAGCUGAUACAAGCAGGUAAUCAGCACUCCCUUUAGAUGAAGGAUAAUAUAUUUUAUUACUUAAAAUAUUAGUGAAUAUGUAAUAUCUCGUGUAAUAUUGAUUUAUACGGUAUAGUUUUUCAUUUGAUCAAAAAAAAGAAACGGUAUAGUUUUUCUUUUUUUUCUAAAUACUAUAUGAUAUGCUGUUUCUAUUUUCUAAAAUUGUAUUCUUCUUCUAAUUAACAAUUAUCUUUUUUGAAAAAAGGAGUGCUGAUUCCAUUAACAAUUAUCGCGUUGUAUAAACACAACUAGCCGAUUAAUAAACAUGUUAACUGUAACGAAAAUAAAAAUAAUAACAUUUUAUUUAGCAAAAAAUAACAUUUAUAUGUUGAUUUGGUUUUUAAGUAUCUGUAAUCAAUUAUUACACAAAUAAAACAAGCCCUGUCCAUUUUAGGUUAACUCCAGGACUAUAUACUGAAAAUUAUUUCAUCUAGACAUUUUGUCUUAUAUAUAUUUUAAGGUGCAUUUCUCUUUUUCUGUUCUUGUAGUGUUGUCACAUGCCUUUCUUCUCCCUUUCGUCAUCAUCUCUCUACUUGCUCCUCUAUAUAACAAACUACUCUUUAAAUCAAUAUCAUAUCAUGGGUGAUCAUAGCAGCUCACAAGCAUCUUACAUCCAUUUGGUGCAUCAUUUGAUAGAAGAAUGCAUAGUCUUCAACAUGGGAAAAAAAGAGUGUAUGGAUGCUCUGUUCAAGCAUGCUAAUAUCAACCCUAUCAUCACUUCCACGGUGUGGAAGGAGCUAGAGAAAGAGAACAAAGAGUUCUUCGAGGCAUACGAGAGACGAAGAAAAGAAAUACCGACCGAGAAAGAGACAGCUCGAAGAAUCCGAGAUUUGCUUUCACGAACUAAAAUCUAAGAUCACAAUACCUACUUGCUUAUGCGUACACAUGUAUGCAUGUAUAUGUAUGAAUGUAUGAAUAAACCGAAUUCUAUAAUAUACUCAAUGGGGGAAGUGAUGAUUAUGUACUGUAAUUUCCAGUAAGGAAUGAAUAAUUUUUUUAAUGGGGAAAAUGGCAUUUUCAUUUAUUUAUUUUUUGCUAGUGAUAUUUUCAUCUAAAGCACCUGUUUCCUCUACAAUAAAGGGAGGUGGAGGGGAACAUCUGGUGGUAUGAUCUAUAAGUGAGAGCUUCUUUUAAGAAUGAUAUACCGAUUUAUUUGCAUAUAUAACUAAUUAGAUCGUGACGAUAGGGUGUUUAUUAUUAAGUUUAUGAUUUUCUGUAUUUAUAUUUAUAUUUAAAUAUGUGAUUUCUGCAGUAAAACAUAUAUAACGUAAUUUAUAAAUAAUUAAGAUACAUAAAAUAUAAGCAAAAGCAAUAUAAUACUAUAUGAUUUGCAUACAGAGAUUUCAUUUCCAUUUGUGUUUAUUGCUUAUGAAUAUAGUCAAACUUUCUAUCUAUAUAUAUAUAGUUGAAACUUUCUCUAUGAAUGCAUGUAUAAAAUGAAAGAAAAAAGGAUAUAAUAUAUAUGAUUUCAUUUGUAUGCAAAGAUUUCAUCUCCGUUUAUCUUAUUAUUUCUGAAUCACUUUUAUAUAAUUUUGUUACUAUUUGAGAUCAAACACUGCGGUAGAAAGAAUUGUGUAAUUUAUAAUCGAUUAUAGAUAUAGUUAUCAGACUUAAAUCACAAUUAACUUCGGACUUGGUUCUAUAUAUCACGCAUGACUCAUUCAUUCACGGUUAACAAUAGUUUGACUAUUAGUCAAUUAACUAUUAUUCUAUUACCAAUACCACCAUCCACUUUCUAAAAAAUAUAUAUAUACCACCAUCCUCGAUCAUUAAGUUUUUUUUAGAGUUUCACUGUAUCAAAUUUGCGAUGAAACUCUAUAGUUUUGUCAUUUGUGCACCUCGACAAUAAUUAGGUUGAACCGUGUUUAAUUAAAAAACAAUGCUGGGAAGAAAACUGUUGGAAAUACAUCAAAUGUCGAAAAAACCACGUGGAAGGCACGUGGGAAUGUUCGUCAUUACAUAGGAUUGCGUGUUAGGAUUUGGUGAUGACGUUAAAAAAACUAUUGUGGCUUCUUCUUUUUGUUGGUGUAAGAGCAUGCGCAACGGUGUGUUUUAGGGAGUCCUUAGCGCUAGAUUAUAGGGUAAUCACAUUAAAAAUAAAUGAAAAAAGGCAAAUAAGCGAAGGAUCAGUCCGUGUAGAAGGAACUUAAGGACUUAAUCCUUAGGGCAGCUGGCACGCUUUGAUUGGGUCGAGUUGUGUUUGUGUGUCGUGGUCACGAAAAAAAAAAUCAUUCGACACAAACGUAGAAAAAAAAACUCUCGAAGAAACAGAAGGCGAUUUUCGAUCCAUCUCGUUCCAUCUUCUUCCCUCGCGUUCCAAGAUAAAUCGAGAGGAAUCUGUAGAUUUAUGGUAUUAGAUUAGGUUCCUUGUAGUUUUCCUGUAAAUUUAGGGUUCGUUUUGCUUUUUUAAAUCGAAUUGGGGAUUUUCGUUUCAAGUUAGGGUUUCAAAUGAUUUGGGUUUUCAAUCGAUUUGUAGAGGUUUUGGUUAGUAGUUACGGUUCCGAAACUGAAAUAGGUUUGAUUAACGAUUUGCUUAUCUGCUUUUAACCAUUGAUCCAUCUGGUUCUGUCUGUCUGAUUUCAAACGAUGAAUGCUUAUCUGCUUCGUCUGCUUUUCUGCUUUGACUCAAGGUUUUAUUUUCUUGUGAAACUUAAAACACGAUCCUUUGUGUGUUUACACGAUCCCCCUCAUCUAUGCUUUGAUAAAUUUCUGUUUGGUUAGUCGUCUGAUGAUGAAUGCUCUGUGGUAGUUGUUGUUUCACUUUUGUUGUUCUAUUUUGUGCUUACAUAUUUAAAAAUUUCAGGUUAAGCAAACAUGGGCCAAGACUAUAGCUACACCCAGCCUUCCUCAUCAGACGAGUAUGACUUGACCUCACUGCUUGAAGCUGAAGCGGCUUUGUACGCCGAAGAAGCUGAGAGUAGCUACAACAUUGGUGAGCCUGUUCAGUGCCCACCUCAGCCGUUUCAGUACUUAUGUGGGGGACAUACAAAUGCGGAGGAGAUGCGUGCCUUUGAGACACAACUUAGUCUUCUCAAGGAUCAAGUUCGUGCGAGUGACCAGAAGCUGGCUACGCUCGAGAAGACCCUGUGUGAUGAGUUAUGCAAGAAGACAUCAUGGGUUACAAUUCUUGGAGUAUCUCUUCUGCUGAGCCUUUUACUUUUAAUAGCGGUGAUAAUUCUUGGAGGAACAGCUUCGAAGGAUAGUAGAAGACUAUCUAACGUGGAGACUGUCUUUAAGGUUCCGCAGUAAAAGAGGAAGCAAGUCACGGGUGCCUUUGGAGUGGUGAAAGUCUUUUCUUCUGUAGCUCAUGUGAAGCAAGUCACGGGAAGUCCUUUUUCUGCUAUAAGUUUGUGUCUCGGUUUCUAUCUUGCCAUCACUUCUUCCUUCCUUUUUUUUCCCGAUUCCAAUCUGGUCGAGAAGAAGUUGUUUUAGUUUAUUGUUGUUGUAACAUUUAGCUACUACUCCAAGUUGUAAGUUUGGCUACAACUCUAUCUUGCCAUCAGUACUAUUUUUAAUCAGAUAUGUCAUCAUCUUCAUCCGAUGAAGUCGAUGAAAGAUUGGACGAAAUUUGUGAAGAAUACGUAGAAGAAAUAUACAACGACAUUGUGGAGGCCCAAACCAUACCGCAAAGGACACGUGCAUAUGUAGAACGACACCGCGAAGGAGGACAAGACCAAUUAUGGAAUGAUUACUUCAGCGAAAAUUCGACUUUCUCGACUCAAUUAUUCAGACGCCGUUUCCGCAUGAAUAAGGAAUUAUUCUUGCGUCUUGUUCAUGGCCUAGAAGCGUCCUUUCCAUUCUUUCAGCAAAGAAGAGAUGCAACCGGCAGGUGGAGUCUUACUGCACUACAAAAAUGUACUGCAGCUAUUCGUCUGCUCGCUUAUGGUACCGCGGCCGACACCGUUGACGAAUAUCUGCGACUUGGUGAGACCACUGCACUUUCGUGUUUACAUAAUUUUACUGACGGAAUAAUACUGUUAUUCGGAGAAGAGUAUCUACGACGACCCACACCGGAGGAUCUUCAACGACUACUCGAUAUUGGAGAGAAACGAGGGUUUCCUGGGAUGGUCGGGAGCAUUGACUGUAUGCACUGGGAGUGGAAAAAUUGCCCAACCGCUUGGAAAGGACAAUACGCCCGUGGAUCAGGAAAACCGACAAUUGUAUUAGAGGCUGUAGCAUCCCAAGAUCUUUGGAUAUGGCACGCCUUUUUUGGUCCUCCAGGUACCUUAAACGAUAUUAAUGUCCUCGAUCGGUCUCCUGUUUUUGAUGAUAUUUUACAAGGUCGAGCUCCGAGGGUAAAGUACGUGGUCAACGGACACACGUAUAAGUUGGGGUACUACCUCACAGACGGUAUAUAUCCAAAAUGGUCAACAUUUAUCCAAUCUAUUACCCUUCCUCAAACUCCUCAACAAGAGUUAUUUGCUAAAGUUCAAGAAGCAACCCGGAAAGAUGUGGAGCGGGCUUUUGGAGUACUUCAAUCUCGAUUUGCAAUUGUGAGAAAUCCGGUCAAAACAUUGAACAAAGACAAGAUAGGGAAGAUUAUGCGAGCAUGUAUCAUACUUCACAAUAUGAUAGUCGAAGAUGAACGGGAUGGAUACUCUCGUAUUGAUAUAUCUGAAUUUGAAGAAGGAGACGUCCCCAGAUGUUCAGAAGUGGAAACCGAGUGGCCAACAAAUCUGAAUAAUAUCUUUCCCACUCGAAAUGAUCUUCGUGAUAGGCAAACACAUGAACGGUUGAAAACUGAUUUAAUUCAAAAUAUUUGGAAUAAAUUUGGUGAAGAAGAUUAGAAAUUAUUCUAUCUUUAUGUAAAAUUAAUGUUCUUUUCUUUAAUUGUUGUCUUUUUAUGUUUAAUUAAUGUAUUUUAUGUUUAAUUAUGGAAUUUUAUGUUUAAUUAUGGAAUUUUUUGUUUAUUUAUUAUAUUUAGUCAUCCAAUAUAUAUAAAUUAUAUUUCACAACAAAUUUUUUUUUUUUUUUUUAAGGAUCCCAACUUCGGACUCACCAUUGUACAGCUAUUUUUCACAAGAGUCCUUAACAAUUAAAAAAAAAAAAAAAAAAAAAAAAAAAAGAUUAAUCUAAUCCUAAGGACUCCACAAUGGGUAUCACCAUUGUGGGUGCUCUAAUAUACUAUAUA